Pyricularia oryzae 70-15 is the source of this 385-nucleotide messenger RNA. RefSeq lists its product as uncharacterized. The transcript has 2 exons. Bases 107 to 385 code for a protein of 92 amino acids. The record is from RefSeq and is a predicted model, not a curated record. Lineage: Eukaryota; Fungi; Ascomycota; Sordariomycetes; Magnaporthales; Pyriculariaceae.
CAAAAUGUUGGUUAUUACAUAUUCGCUCGUAAACGGCCGAUGUUGACGAAAAGUCCUCAGACUAGAACGGUCGUGAUUUUCCGCCAAUUUGGUUGGCCGAAAAGCCAUGUGGCUGCAAGAGUUUAAAUCCGAUACGGAGAGCCGAAGGUACGUCGACUUGAUUCAAAUUCUGGCACUGAUGCUACACCGUGGAUACGCCUGUUCUCGGGAGCAGAGUCUCGAAAAGGGGCGCACCCGUGUUUCUUCCGCAAGGUAUGAGCCUUCCGAACGACGACGGAUCGGCCGCAGCUUCGACAGAGCUCUCCAGGUCAACCGACAACCGAUGAAUGCCCAGACAGUGGCCGAGGCCAAGGAACUGCUGGAAAAAUCAGGAGUCAAAUUUUGA